Molecule: messenger RNA, 5154 nt
Organism: Actinia tenebrosa (Australian red waratah sea anemone)
Lineage: Eukaryota; Metazoa; Cnidaria; Anthozoa; Actiniaria; Actiniidae
Source: RefSeq, a predicted model, not a curated record
UUACUACGCCUUAUGCCAAGAACGAGAAGAGGUUCUCGAGUCACUACAUGACUCACUAGACUUGGAUGAAGAUGAAAUACUGGAUCGGCUUGAAAGAAUGACCAAGAAAAAUAAGGAUGACAUUGAAGGCUCAGAUCGUGUAGUCAAAGAGACUUUUGAUCAAGCAAAACAGAAAUUCGAGAGAUUGAGGGAAAUGAACAAAGAAAUGAUGCUUUUGUCCAGGCAAGGAAAAGAUGUCAGUGAACUGGAAAAAGAAAAGAACGAACUUCAGGAAGAGCUUCUGAUGUACAAACGAAUGGCCGUGCAACAAAAAAUGGGCAGUAUCUCCAAAUCAAGAAGAAAGAGUUUACUCAAGAAGGACGAAAGCCUACAGUGGAAACUUGUAGCAGGAGAAAUGCUUGAUAUUGUCAAGUGCAUUAAACUGGAAGGCAAGACAGAUAAGGUUCAGCUAGAAAAAGAUUUAAACAUGAUUAUACUGGCGAUGGGUGGUCUAAACGAACAGAUUGAAAAGUUGAAGAUUGAACUGUCAGCAAGUGAAGCGAAAGUAAAAAAGCUUCAGGAAGAGAAGACCAAUCUGCAACAGCAGAAUACGAUGAAGGAGCAAGAACUAAAGGACAAGAUUCUGGAAAUGAAGAACUGCAGGAAGCUUAUCAAGAAAUUGGAAGAAGAGAAAAAACAAGAGACAGAGAAAGCUUUGGUUAAAGAACAGGAAGAAGAUAAAGCAAAGGCUAAAGAAGAAGAAUUCAAACGACCAGAUACUUUUGAUGAUAUUAUGCAGGCGCAGUUGAGGGACCAGAAAAACAAGGCUUUGAAAUUAGAAGAACAAAAUAAAGAGCUUCUGGCACAAAUAGAAAGCUACAAACAAGAAGAGCAAGCAAGAAAGGAAACAGAAAGCAAUUUAGCUCAGAUGUUGUCAAUACCCGGCAUGGCAGACUGUUCCACCUGUCAGCUACUGGGUCGACAGGUUCUUACCAGCAGAGAAGAAAUAACCCUUCUCACCUCCAAGGUAGAGGAACUAGAACAACAGCUUGCUGAGUUACGGGAACAGCUGACGCAAGCGCAGGAGGAGUUAGAGAACGCAAUGAAAUCUCAAGUGGAUGUAAUCAAGAGAACAGAAUUUAUCGAAGGACAAGAAGCUACUUCAGGAACUCCUUCACCUACCCAAGAAGUUUCACCUGAGAGUCCAGAGAUUAAGAUCGAGUCACCUAAACCAGAAAAGCACAAAAAAGCAGGUAAACCGGUCAGGAAAUCAAAACUAAAAAAGGAAACUGAUUCCAAGAGAAAAUCAAAGGAAGCUAAACGGAAGGUGACUGAAGCCAAAACCAGCGAUGGCCCAUCAAAGGCUGCCAGCGAGGAAGAGUCGAAGUCGUCAGAAGAAGAAAUCCAAGAAACUGAAGAAGGAAAGGAUAUCGAUGGAACUGGGAAAGAAGAGGAUGAAGUGGGAGAAAUGGGAAUGGAAGAAAUGGGAAUGGAAGAAAUGGGAAUGGAAGAAAGGGGAAAAGAACAAGAAAGGGCUAAAGAGGAAGGAACGAGGAAAGAAGAAGAACCAAGAAAAGAAAAGAAGACAGAAAAAGUAGAAAAGAAAGACAAAGAACACACAUUAAAGGGUGUAGGGUCAAGACAGCAUGCAGAUGAGAAUUCUCAUUACGUCAAAGUCAGGGAAGCAAAAAUGGUUACUUUAUGCGACACGGGCACUCAAACAGGAUAUCAGGAUCGCUUGGCAAGUAUAAGCAUGGGAGGCACUAGACGUGACUCACUGGCCUCGUGGAUGGCGUCUAAAGAUCGAAAACACUCCCUGGCAGAUGCCAUAAUGUCAAAUGCUCCUCCUAGUGUAAUAGACCAAGAAACGUCUAUAGCUGCAAGUGUCAUCAAUGAAGAGGCAGACCGGUUGUGUGAAGAGAUCUGUAAUUUCAUGGAAUUCGGUUACGAUCUCCUAGAUCAAGAAGAAAAAUUGCUGGAGUCACAAGCAACCAAAUAUCUUGGCGAAGAAGGAGGAGUUGAUGAUGUUCCAGUCCUUAACGAGCUCGCGCAAGGCCAUGGACACGAUACUCGUGCAACAAGUGAUCGACGUCAAAGUAUUUUCAGUGAUGUUCUUGCAGCCAGUGAUCUUCCUCCAGCUCCUUACAGCAAUGCUUUUCCUUCAAGAGAUCGUCGACAAAGCAUACAUAGCGAUGCUUUACCGACUUCGAGAGAUCGUCGACAGAGCAUUCAUAGUGAUGCUUUACCGACUUCGAGAGAUCGUCGACAGAGCAUUCAUAGUGAUGCUUUACCNUUACCGACUUCGAGAGAUCGUCGACAGAGCAUUCAUAGUGAUGCUUUACCGACUUCGAGAGAUCGUCGACAGAGCAUUCAUAGUGAUGCUUUACCUACGAGGAAUCGGCGUCAAAGCAUCCACAGUGAUGCUUUACCUAUGAGGGAUCGGCGUCAAAGCAUUCAUACCGAUGCUUUACCUGCCAGAGAACGACAGCAAAGUUAUUUUGGCGAUGCCUCCCCGGUUUUAGAUCGUCUACAAAGUUUAUAUGAUGUCAUCCCGGUUGGAGAUCGUAUGAGAAAACGAAGUAACAUUUUGCAGCUAGACCUUCAUCGCGAUGGACCGAUGCACGAGCAACAUGGUAUUAUGGCAGCUGAUCGGAUUGGUCUACUUGGGACUGAUGCUUUACCAGAAGUGGAAGACAAAACUAUCGAAGACAAAAAGCAUGAAUUUUUAAGGAGAGGUCAAGGAGUAAGAAAAUUAUCUGAAGAUCGAAUAAAGAAGCAAUUCGCCUCAAUGGCUCAAGCUGCUAUCAAUAUCAUUAAGGAUACGGGUGAUGCCCUUCAGUAUCAGCUAAACGAAAGGCUUGGACAUUAUGAAAAGUUUUACGAGUUGUGGAAACAAACUCGCAAGGCUCGCCGCCGCUCAAUACGACGGGAACCCGUAGCAGGAAAGAGUGUGAUACAGUCAGAACCGGAAAGGUAUGUGAAGUCGAGAGGAGAAGAAGAAGAAGAUGAAACAAAGGAUGAGGAGACUGAUAUAGUACUUCCUCUAAUUAGCAAAGUUGAAAGUAUAGAAACGCCUAUCGAACAAGGCUUUAUGAUGAUUGGUUCCAGUAAGAAGAGCAAACCACAGACACCCCCUCCAAAAAUUCCACCGGCAAGAAAACGUGGUAAACCAAAAGUUAUGACGCGCCAACAACAGAUGAUGAAGCAGAAAGCUCUUCUUGAGAGAGCUCGUAUUGUAGAAACGAAGGGAGAUACGCAAAUUCUUACAGUAGAAUCAAGUGGACAUCAAAACCCGAAGUCUCCACAUCGUGCUCCGAAAGAAGGACAACGCAAACCAGCAGCUACGACUCCCAACCAGGCGUUCAAUCUCCCAUUCAUUGCUCAAGGUCUUAGCAAACGUGAAGAACCAACCGAUAAUAAAACUAUCAUACCAAGACAGUUAUCAACGGCUGAAAACGUGCAGAAGUCGUUAUCCUCUUGGGACAAGCAAGGAAUCCAGAAAUACUAUUCAGCAAACGAUGUUCCAAAGAAUAAAUCAGAAAUAAAAACUUCUUUCAGGAGCCGAAAAGCCAAAAACAAACUACCGAACCUUAACAUAAGUAAUCUCUUCGGUUCUUUUUGACAACUUCAAGCUAAUAUCAAAUCACUGUAAACACUUGACUACACGUAACUUGAUCGUCAAGGCAACCAUUUCUCCGCCGCAAAAAUGGCUGCCGAAAUAACUGGCUUGAACGAGAACAGCAAUCUGAAGAACAAUCGCAAAUUCUCUUGUAACUAACUCAAUGAAGCGCUUGAUAAAAAGCGUCAAUUGGUACUUGGUUAAGGAACUAACAAUCUAAAAUUAAAACUGGAAAUGAUAUUCAGAUACAUUCAUAUAUGUGAACAAAGUCUUUUAAUAUAAUUGUUUUUGGAUAUGACAUUAACUUAACUGAGUUUGUCAAGUAUACAAGUGCUGUAUUGUUUCAUAUACGACUAAUUAUCAACUUUGAGAAAUUAAAGACACAUUAUCAUUAUAAUCCUUUGUAGCUCACACAGGAGACGUUUUGCUACGAUUUUUCACCCCAAGACAAAAUUAAAUGAAAAACAGGUUCAGAACUGAAGGAAAAGAAUUAUUUUAACUGAUAGAAUACUCUGUUUUCAUCUUCUUGAUUUGUGUAACAAAUAUAAUAAACAUCUUCGUAGAUGUUCCUAUCAAAAUUUUGUAUGUGCAAUGUUGCUUAAUUAUUAUCUAAGAUACGAAAAUAUUAUUUGGUAAUGUUAUAAUCAAGGAUAUAUUUAUUCACGUUGUGAAUGCACACUUUCCUUGUUCUCAUUGUCCACUCAUUCCUUACGGGCCGCCAUCAAGCAAAAGGGGACUGGGUGGAUAUAUAGAGGUUAGUUACGCGUUAAGAGCUUGAUAUCGUUUUUGGUUGGAUAUAUAGAGGUUAUCACGUGUUAAGAGCUGGAUAUCGUUUUUAUUCACGAGUUUCCAUGACAUCGCGAACGAGUGAGCGAGCGAUAUCAGAUGGGAGACGAGUGAAUAAACAAGAUAUCCAGCUCUCAAGUGAUAACCUCUAUAUAUCUCUUAGCAUGUGAUAAUUUGUUUAUUAUACAUUUAGGGUCGAUAAAGUGACAAAAUUUACAAUUUCCAGUUUACCGUGAAGUGAUAUCGUAUCACUUCACUGAUAUGGUUUUUAUUCACGGCUUUAUUACACUGAUAUCGACCGUAAAUGUGUAAUAAGACCAUUAAGAAAGUAUUCUCUUGAACCAGAUUUCAUAUAUUUUCCACCAUUCUCGUACCAAGACGCUACUUAUUAGUCAACUCGUCAAAUGAGUAGGAUCUUGGUAAGAGAAUAUAGUUUUUCAUUAAGGAGGCUUAUUACUUGCCCCUGGCCAAAAGUAUUGCAGGCUCUGAGAGCAAGGAAUUACACAUUGUUACGCAUAGUGAAGUCUAAAUUAUCAAACCUAGCAAUGGAUACAAUAUUGCGCAGUAUUGCCAUGUACGUUUCAGACGAAUUCAGUCUAGAUGACCUUCAUUCAAACUGUUAUGCUACGAAUGGUAAAAAAUGUCUGACGUCACUCCCCGGAAGAUCGAGGGGAGAAAGAGUGGAAACCAAUUUUGGGAACUCUCAAUAAAGAGCAUCAACACUGCACUACUUCACUCAGGAAAAAAAAAAGGGGAUCAAAUGAACAUUU